AUGCCACCAAUUCGCCUCCAAACCUCGAGAAACUCAAUCGAGCAAGAGGGUAGGAUCUUAUUAGCUAUUCAGGCUAUAAAGAACCAAGAAAUCAACGCUGUUCGUGAAGCAGCACGUCGUUUUAAUAUAUCGGAGCCGACACUUCGCCGCCGCCUCCGCGGUAUUCAAAACCGCGCGAAUUCACGCGCCAACUCACAUAAAUUAACAAAAAUCGAAGAGGAAACGCUUCGAAAAUAG
Messenger RNA from Penicillium angulare, 237 nucleotides. RefSeq lists its product as uncharacterized. NCBI's taxonomy places the organism in Eukaryota, Fungi, Ascomycota, Eurotiomycetes, Eurotiales, Aspergillaceae. The transcript has a single exon. The coding region runs from base 1 to 237 and encodes 78 amino acids. The record is from RefSeq and is a predicted model, not a curated record. Gene Ontology annotation, molecular function: DNA binding.